Molecule: messenger RNA, 1884 nt
Organism: Cuscuta epithymum
Lineage: Eukaryota; Viridiplantae; Streptophyta; Magnoliopsida; Solanales; Convolvulaceae
Source: the annotation of a GenBank genome assembly
CACCCGUACUCAGCAUGGCUGAUGAUCUAAAAAAAAUUGGGAUAAAUCGGAAUGAGCUGCCGCCGGUCAGGCUCCCUACUCCGCCCCUUUGAAACGUCGGUAAGUUUUCCCCCUCCAUGCAUAACCGCUACGAUCUGAUCUGAAGACGCUCUAUUUUAUUCCCCCCUUCAAACUUCCGACACAGCUUCUACUCGUAAGUACCCCGCCGCCGCCAAAUCAUGCUCCGCAACCUGCGGUCGCGGCGGCGUCCGCGAUAUGGAGCUCAACUUUGUGCCGUAGCGGCUGCGAUUCUCCUUCUUCUCUCUGUCUCCCUUCUCUACACCCGCCUCAAUUUCUUCCACUCCAACCAACUGCAUUCGUACCCCAGCCACUACGACGCCGUUUCACUCAAUCACCCACUUACCGACGACCUAGCUGACUCUGAUUUCCGGUCCUCCCCCUCUGAUGACCGCAUCGACGAGCUCGAUGACGCAGUUCAGCUCAACGUGAACGACGAGGAAAAUCUAGAGGCGGAUGAGGAAGACGGAGAGGAAAUUAAUCGAAAGUCGAAGGUCUCGUCCAGGAACUACUUCUAUGACCAUCAACUAGGCGUGAUUAGGAGGGCCUUAAACAAGCGGUCAAUUGAGGAAUGGGAAGAUUACGUGAACUUUGAAUCUAGCUUCAAAUCAGGGUUCGGGUAUGAGGUUGAUGAAUCUAAGUACGCCAUUGCAUCGGAUGAUUUGCCAGUAGAUGAGAAGAUGCGGAAGAAGUUGAGCGAAGUAAGGAACAUCGAGGAUGCACUUUUAUUGAAGGGGUCGCCAUUGAGGGAAGGUUGGGGAGACUGGUUUGAUAAGAAAAGUGACUUCUUGAGGAGGGAUCGCAUGUUUAGGUCAAACUUGGAAAGCUUGAACCCAAAUAAUAAUCCGUUGUUGCAGGACCCUGAUGGGUCCGGAGUGACUGGAUUGACUAGAGGGGAUAGGCUUGUGAUCAAAGGAUUGAUGAAUGAGUUUAAAAACGUCCCAUUCUUGGUUGAAAAUACUCCACCGGUCUCAGGGUCAGAUAACUCCAGAUUAGCAGAAAAUGACGUCCUGGGUACCCAUAGCAAGGUAAAAGCUGUAGAAGACACUAAUUCGAGCAUGGAAACCUUGCAAUCCUAUUCAGAACUAUUGAGAAUGAAAGGUGAUGUUUUGAGUAAGAGAAGUGAUAUUGAGUUUGGUAUGAAGGGGGAAGUGAAAUCUUGAGAGCUGAAGAGAGGAGUUUAAAAGACAACAAUCACUUACAUAUUGAAAGAAUUGGUGACUAUGAAGCACGGAAACUCUCUGCGAUUCACGUUUCCCUGUUUCAGAAACAAAGAAGCGUGUUGUAAACUCGGAAACCUCAAACUCCCAUUUCGGGGCCGUUUCCGUAAUUAAGAAGAAUUGGGAGGCCCAUUUUCCUAAAUAAUUAGCGUUCUGGAAGCUUUGGGUUUACAUUUUUUUCUUUUAAGAAUUUUUUUGAUGAAAAGUAGUGUCUUUUACCAAAUAUAGUGAAUUUUUCGUAGCAACAUUGUGACGUUUCAUAACGCAAUGCUUUGCUAGAAAUGUAUUGCAUUUUAUGUUCAGUGCUAGUCGAUUUGUUAUCAGUUUUAAUGUAUUGAUAAUUAGGUUUUAUGUUUUAUAGAACCAAAUUAAUCAUAUUUUCAGUGCUAGGCGAUUUGUUAUCAGUAUUGAUGUUUAAGUGAUCUAUUACAAGACAGCAUAAGCACGGCUAUGAUUCAGAGUUGCAGACUAUGGCUUUAUCUAUAAGAAUGCUUCGUUUCAAAUUGCUCAUUCUAUGUACACCAUUUUUUAUGAUUGAGUGUCAUUGCUCUGUAAUUUCAUGUAUUAUUGAUGUAAUGCGUGCUAAAGAAAGAUAAAUAAUAAUGGU